AUGACUUCUGCUGUAUUCCUGGUUAUCCUGUGCAUAAGAAUUAUGUCAGGUGCUUCAGCACAUGAUCCCAGUUUGGAUGCUGAAUGGGAGGAAUGGAAGAUGGAUUAUGAAAAAUCAUACAGCCUGGAGGAAGAAGCAAUGAGGAGAAGAGUAUGGGAAAAAAACUUGAAAAUUAUUAAAGAUCACAAUGGGGAGAAUGGUCUGGGGAACAAGGGCUACACCAUGGAAAUGAACAGCUUUGGUGACAUGACUGGUGAAGAAUUCAAGGACAUGAUGGUUAAUUUCCCCAUUCAACCGCACAAUAAGAGGAAAAGCAUUUGGAAAUGUGCUCUUGGUGGUAUUGGUUUACCCAGAUUUGUGGAUUGGCGAAAGAAAGGCUACAUGACUCCUGUGUGGAAUCAGGGUAAAUGUGGUUUAUGUUGGGCUUUUACUGUAGCUGGUGCCAUAGAAGGACAAAUGUACCACAAAACAGGCAAAGUCACACCCCUGAGUGUGCAGAACCUAGUGGACUGUUCUAAACCUCAUGGCAAUAAUGGCUAUGCUUUGGGUAAUACAUACAAUGCUUCUCAGUAUGUUUUGCACAAUGGAGGUGUAGAGGCUGAGGCAACUUACCCAUAUGAAAGAAAAUUAUAUCAUUUCAGUGAUUGUGGAAAUAAUUCUCCUAUUGCUGGUGGCAGUGGUCACUGUAUUUAUCAUGAGCCAAACUGCAGCAGCUCUGUUGUGAAUCAUGCAGUUCUUGUGGUUGACUAUGGAUAUGAAGGAGAUGAAAUGGAUGGCAAUAACUACUGGCUGAUCAAGAACACGUAUAAGUUGCCAAAUUUACAUUUGAAAUUCCAGAGGAUAGACAGAUUAAAACUAGGUAUCAAUAACAGUGGAAACAUCAGAGAGCUUACAAACUCAUGGAAACAAAACAAGUUACUACCGAAUGAAAAAUGGAUUAAGACUGAAAUUGAAAAAGAUGAUAAAGACUAUCUAGAAUUCAAUGGAACAAAAAGAAUACACAAGAUAUCCAAUGUCAUGGAACAAAAUAAACUGUUCUAA
Molecule: messenger RNA, 1041 nt
Organism: Peromyscus eremicus (cactus mouse)
Lineage: Eukaryota; Metazoa; Chordata; Mammalia; Rodentia; Cricetidae
Product: cathepsin Q-like
Exons: 7
Coding region: 1-1041 (346 amino acids)
Biological process (GO): immune response
Cellular component (GO): lysosome
Molecular function (GO): cysteine-type endopeptidase activity
Source: RefSeq, a predicted model, not a curated record